AUGUCACAUCACUCUACUCCGCUCAUUCCGACGUGGCGAGGCCACAUUGCGUCGACACUCGAUGCUCUUUUACUUUUCGAAGCUGCCUUGAGCGGUCGCAUCAACCACGUCCCUCGCCGCCCGCACGAUAGGGAGCGGCAAGAUCUCAUCAAGAGUGGCAGCGUUUUCAUUUACGAGGAGCACGCGUCUGGCAUCAAGCGUUGGACCGACGGCGUAUCCUGGAGCCCAAGCAGAAUCCUCGGCAACUUUCUUAUCUAUCGGGAACUCGACAAGCCCUUUCCACCCGGCGAGAAGAAGCGCGCCAUUCGCAGGAAACGAGUAACUCCUGGGUCGUCUGGCGGUGUGACCAAGACCGAAACCCCCUCGCGAUCGAGCAAUGGCGGCUUCCUGCCGCAGGCUUCGGACAGCACAAAGGACAUCGAGCGCUCGCUCAUCGGCUCGCUGGUGGACUCGUAUCCAUUCAAGGAGAAUGGCCUUGUCAAGAAGACAAUCAGCAUCACAUAUCACGGCAUCCCACACCACCUUGUCAGCUACUAUGGCGUCGAUGAUGUCCUCCAGGGCAACCUUCUCACCCCAUCCAGGGAUGCCGCGUUGAGGGACAUUGUCCCCCGUGUCGAGCUCAUGACGUCUCAAAAUUUUCGAGCCCCGGUUGAUGAGAUCGAGUACAAUCCGGACGGGACGCCAACCCUCCUGUCUGUGCACGGGAAUAUGGGCGAGUAUUCGGGCUCGGGCAGCAUCCUUCAGAGGGCUUGGAGUGGCUCCAUGCAGCCCAUGUCGGCCCCUUCAUACACGGCUCCCCAGGCAGCACAUUUUCCCUUUGCCCACAGUCAGCAGUCGCCCUACGGUGGCCAAUUGACUCAUGCCAUGUCUCAUGCCGUGGCCUCGCCGAUGCCGCCGCCACUGCCGUCGUCCAUGUCGCUUCCGGUCCCGGCUUCCAUUCCUCCGCCAAGUUCAACGGGCAUGCCGUUUGCUCCACACUCUCAGGGCAACUAUGCCCUCGAUCCUAAUCGCGCAGAGCGUCUCGGGGCUUCUGGGGCCGGCAUUGGCAGCGAGUUUCCCCGGAACAUGCCCACGCAGAGCGCUCCACGACGGCACUCGGCCUUUGACGCAGCCGGAUCGGCGACUGACCUGACGGGCUUGCCUUUGGGACCCAUGGGCGAGACUCGAGCCGUCCUGGGUGGCGGCAGCGCCUACAUGCACCCGCCACAGUCUCAGUAUCUCCUUUCUCACCGGCCCUCUUCUUUGCCGAACCACGACAAUCAGCUCUACUCAUCGUCGCGCGACGUCAAAGUAGAGCCCGGUGCCAUGGGUGGCGAUGAUGGCGGCGCGCACGCGUAUGGACUCGAUGAUGCGGGUGGUGGCUGGGGCUUUGACUCCAUGGACGGUUCCCAGGAGCAACAUUUUUACGGCGGCCAGUAA
This is a messenger RNA of Purpureocillium takamizusanense, 1419 nucleotides long. It is a transcript of the gene sge1, whose product is annotated as Global transcription regulator sge1. The record is from RefSeq and is a predicted model, not a curated record. The coding region runs from base 1 to 1419 and encodes 472 amino acids. The transcript has a single exon. Gene Ontology annotation, molecular function: DNA binding. Lineage: Eukaryota; Fungi; Ascomycota; Sordariomycetes; Hypocreales; Ophiocordycipitaceae.